GCAAACCGCCUCGAGGCCUGUGCCUGACGACUCCCUAGCUCUGGCAAGCGUCGCGCCGGAGCUCCCCAAGAUCAUACGUGGAAGCAUCCAGAAGCCUUCAAACUUUGCACCUGGCGAUCCGUUCGCCAGCACGCACAAUGGCAUCAGAAUGGUCUCAGCCGAGAGGCGAAAGGACAUGCUGACGUCAGUGGAGGACGCUGCUGCGUACACAGAGGACUUCAAGGUCUGCUGCCGCCGAAAGUAUAGCAAUUUGGCCAGAUGCUGGCGGUUGCUCUUGGACACCGGAGGUCUCGGUCGUGUCUCCUUCGUGCCCUUCUGUCGGGCAGCGCGGUCGAUGGGCUUCACCCACAUCUCCACGCUUUGGAAGCAGCUGGAUACGAACAACAGCGGCUUCAUCACACUUGAAAGCUGGGAUCCAACCUCAUACAAGAGCUUGAUGCUGUUCCGGAGGAUUUGCCUGAGAGAGUUCGGCGGCCUCCGGGAAGCUUUUAAGUUUGGUUUGGACAGAACUGGUUCCGGAACCUGCACAAAGAAGGAAUUUCGCCAGUUCCUGCAGGAGUUCGAGUUUGGCGGUGACCCGGGAGCUCUGUGGGCCGCUUUAGACGAGAAUCAGGACGGGGCCCUCACAGCGGAUGAGCUGGACUUUCUGUCCCAAUGGCAGGGCGAACGCUACCGGCCUGAUGAGGUCGAGCGGCAGUUCAAUCGCGGUCUCAAGCGUCUGCUGCUGUGUAGACGCAACAAGAUGGAUUCAAAUGGGAACUCCCUGAGAUCAUCCUUCAUCUCGUCCACGCGAUCCGUGAAGCACUAG
This is a messenger RNA of Symbiodinium pilosum, 808 nucleotides long. The record is from the annotation of a GenBank genome assembly. Lineage: Eukaryota; Dinophyceae; Suessiales; Symbiodiniaceae.